AUGUCAACAUCACAUAUUUCACCUCCUAAUCCAUCAACAACAAACGCUUCUAGUCAAUCCGAUGAUCGUAGUGGUGUAAAAAUAGCCGCAGGAAUUAUAGGUUCAAUAAUCUCAUUACUCAUUGCUGCAGGAAUAAUAAUAUAUUAUCGUCGUAAACGUGUAAGGUCCAAAGAAAAUUCUGCUGAGUUAUCCAUAAAGGAUGAAUCUGAUAUGAUUUCAAAUGUUGCUACGGCUGCAAAAAGUACUGAAGAUAAUAAUAGUGCAUUAAGUAAUAUAAUGGUAACAAAAGUAAGCAGUGUUAGAGUUUUUCAUGAUACUGAUGAUUAUAGUGGUAGAAAUUCAAGUACUACAAUCGGUUUGAUUUCUACUACUGGUGGUGCUGAUGAUGGUGAUGAUAAUUCAUUUUCUGAAUACA
Messenger RNA from Racocetra fulgida, 415 nucleotides. The record is from the annotation of a GenBank genome assembly. NCBI's taxonomy places the organism in Eukaryota, Fungi, Glomeromycota, Glomeromycetes, Diversisporales, Gigasporaceae.